Molecule: messenger RNA, 1269 nt
Organism: Leptonychotes weddellii (Weddell seal)
Lineage: Eukaryota; Metazoa; Chordata; Mammalia; Carnivora; Phocidae
Gene: CYB5R5
Product: cytochrome b5 reductase like
Molecular function (GO): oxidoreductase activity
Source: RefSeq, a predicted model, not a curated record
GACCCCGCUAGGCACUUCCCGCCUCCCGGGGUGGGGGCGGCACCUGGAGGAACAUCGCUCGAGGGGAGGCGCAGGUGUGUAGGCCAAUGAGGGAGGGCCUGGGCCCAGGGCCUCACGGAGUCAGACCUGUUCUGGGAAGAGCACCAAGUUGUCCCUCCCAAGCUGGUCAAGCCCCACUGAUGAUGGAUGAGAGGGAGGAGGAUGCCGAUGAGGAAGCCUGGCUGCAGCUUCGGCCGGUGGAGCCCUUGCCCUCCCAAUGCUGUGGCAGUGGCUGCUCACCUUGUGUGUUUGACCUCUAUCACCGGGAGCUGGCAAGGUGGGAGGCAGCCCGAGCCAGCAAGGACAGGAGCCUGCUCAGUGGGGAGGAGUCCCAGAGCUGCCCGUCCAAGCUGAGCCCAGAGACCUUCCUGGCCUUCUGCAUCAGUGCCAUGGACAGACUCACCGAGGACACUUACCAUGUCCGGUUUGCACUACCCAGAAACUGCCAGUUCAGCCUGCGGCCUGGCCAGCACCUCAUCCUACGAGGGAAGGUGGAUGGCUUAGAAAUUCAGAGAGCCUAUACGCCCAUCAGCCCUGCCAACGCAGAAGGAUACUUUGAAGUUUUAAUCAAGUGCUACCCGACUGGGCUGAUGUCCCGGUACGUCAAGUCCUGGGGCACAGGACACACAGCUUUCUGGCGAGGACCUUUCGGCGAUUUCUUCUAUAAAGCAAACCAGCUACAAAACCAUGGAGACCACUCUCUUAAAUACACGCCAUAGCUCUCUGCUCGGGAGCCCACUGCUCCCCAGCCCGAAGGCUCUUCCCCUCAUCCUCCUGGCAUGUUCAUCUCCUUCCCUGAUGUGCCUGGGAAGAAUUAGCAAUUUCUCAUCAGUUGGUGCAUAUGUGGACGGCAGCUUGGCAGUGUGUACCAAGAGUCUUAAGAAUCUCCAAAUCCUGUGACCCAGUAAUUCCGCCCCUGGAAGGCUGUCUUAUGGAAAGCAUCCAAAUGCUGCCUCUUGUGCACAUGUUCGUGGAGGCUUUACUUGUAAUAGCAGGAAAUUGGAGGAAACUGAAUAUCCAGCCGCAGGGGAACAGUUAAGUGCACUGGGUUACAGGUACUUGAUAGAAUAUUAUCCUGGAUUUUAAAAUUAUGUUUAUAAAUGAUGUUAUAUGCUUAUGCUGUAAGCAUAUAACAAAACUGAAUAUACAACAGGUUGGGAAACCAAGUUUAAAUGCACAGAAAAUAUAUGAAAAGAAAAUGCAAUGCAGGGCGCCUGGGUGUCUCAGUCG